AUCCCUAAUCUUUUUUUAGUUUCGCCUGCAUGUGGCAGUAAUGGUGUCGGUGACGCCUUGGUGACGCUUGUCACCGACAUGGAAACUGGAGCUAAGGCCGUCUGUGCAGGGGAUAAGACGGUGAACUUCGUCUCCAGCAAUGGCGUGGAAUUCACGUUACCGGUGUCGUACCCAGUUGCAGGUGGGGGAUCUUCCCCUUGUAAAUUUGUGAAAAAGAAGGACGCACUGGUGUUCACCAUCCAAGUGGAGGUGGGGUACGGUCGUCGUGGCAGUCGCCUCCACCAGCAUGAUGAACAAUACACAAUAACCUGCUCCUUUCAGCCAGGCGCCUCGAAAGAAAGUGGUUCGCUGUCUGUUAAACCCGGAUUCAAACCACCAAAAGUGAUCGCCGGGAAUAAGCCGCCUGUGAGUAAGUCUUCAAUCCAUUUGUACGUCGUUGAUGUCAUCGGGAGGAAACUUGGUGCCUCCGCACCAGCAGGCAAGAUGGUGAGAUUGAAGGCAGUCACUCUCGGACUAAAGGACAAAGGCCUCCGUGCCGAAUCGUGCGAUGCUAUGAAUGCGAAGGGUGGCAGGUAUCCUGUUCUGAGAUCGGGCCGUCGUGUUUUGCGAAGGCAUCGGGGCGCAGACGCCGAGAUCAGCCAGGUGAGAGUACUGGGACAUUUCUGUAUGGUUCGAAGGGCCAUAUCGCGAACGCAGUGACGUUGACUAGUGAUCCUGUUAACGUCCAGAAGAUAAUGGCCCCAGUUCAACUACUCAAAGCUCACCGGUCACGUGUUCGACACAACCUGUAAACUGUACCUAAUUGGUGGUUGGGUUAAUAAAAUUAUAGAAAAACACUUA
Messenger RNA from Haliotis rubra (blacklip abalone), 840 nucleotides. RefSeq lists its product as uncharacterized. Lineage: Eukaryota; Metazoa; Mollusca; Gastropoda; Lepetellida; Haliotidae. Bases 79 to 699 code for a protein of 206 amino acids. The record is from RefSeq and is a predicted model, not a curated record. The transcript has 6 exons.